Fusarium redolens is the source of this 4081-nucleotide messenger RNA. RefSeq lists its product as uncharacterized. Gene Ontology annotation, biological process: positive regulation of DNA-templated transcription. The transcript is spliced from 10 exons. NCBI's taxonomy places the organism in Eukaryota, Fungi, Ascomycota, Sordariomycetes, Hypocreales, Nectriaceae. The record is from RefSeq and is a predicted model, not a curated record. The coding region runs from base 235 to 4044 and encodes 1269 amino acids. Gene Ontology annotation, molecular function: DNA-binding transcription factor activity.
CAUAACAAAUUGAUGAUGGGCGCUGGAUCGCAAACAAAGUUAAUCCGUAUUCUCGCGUCGUGUUCGGCACCAAUCGCCACCCUUGUAUAAAAUGUGAUAACUCCUCCUACGAGUUGUGUGAUUCGCAACUGCCGUUAUUUUUAAUUUAACUUAAACACGUAAUUAGACUUAUUCGGAGAGUCAGCAUCGCAAUUGAAAUAAAGAAGGGAGCUGCAAUCACGGCGGAAAAGAUGAAUGAUCAAGUCAAAGGAAGCAAGUUCUUCGUUAAGUAUGGGUCGUCGAGCCUUCACAAACCCAUACAAGGUCGAAAGCGAAAGCGAGCGGGCUAGGAAUCGGCGCCGUCGACAACAGCAGAAACACCGAAGCCUGGUUCGUCAGGAGUGCCCUGCUUACCCUGGUUUUCGCGUGAUCAACUCUUCCCAUGGUCAGGUGCCACCUGAGGACGGGUCGCGUAACGGUCUGAUGCAUACUGGCACUGCAAUUACUUUGCCAGCGCGCCAGACAGUACCUUCCGCUCCCGCCUUGGCUAUAAACGUGCGUGCAGAAGCUAGGCCUUCAGUAUGGGUUGAUGAACAUCCGCCGUCUUAUCCAACGGCCUCUGAUAGCACCGAUGGUCAGGCAGUUCCUUCACUCACGGGCCAGCCGAAAGAAACGAGGCAUGAUGCAGGACAGUUCGCAGCAUACUCCAUCGCUAGGGCCCCAGGCCCUCCAGCGUCAAUAUAUCGUGUCGAGACAGAUCCACAGAUGCACCCGGAGUGCUCACGCGCCGGCUCUUCACAAUAUGCCUCUGGGCUCAUUGCCUCCGAUGUCGAUGGAAACCGCAAUGAGACGCUCGAUAGCUUCAUUGAGACCCUCCGGCAUCAAGACAACGAGUUAAGGUCUGAUUUUUUCGACUCGCAUGAGACUGCGUACGACCAGGCUUUCCGAAUUUUCUUCCAUUCUAAGUGUAAAUGUACUGAAAAUGAUUUCGAGGUCAAUGAGCCAGAACAUACUUGUUCUCUCCGAGAGAGCGUACAGUACCUACAAAGCUGCCUUCCUCCUCUACCGACGCCUGACCAGCCGCUUUCGUUUCGCAAAUCGCAGAUGCAACUUCUCCCCGAGAACGAACCAGACAUUUGGCUUGGGGCUACAGGUCUGCAAGCAAUUCGACCUCCCAACAACUUCCGCCUAUCUUUUCUACCCUCUCUCGCCCUAAACCUGUCAUGCGACCAGGUGAUUCAACCUCAUGGACUGGACCUGGCCAAAACAAGGCAUAUCAAGUUUGGUGCUUUUAACACACAUAGUGUACAUUUUUCGGUCUUUCUCUUUUUCCCUUGUGCGGCCCCUGAUCCAACCUCAGCCACUCGGAAUGCUCUGUCCCUUGAGCGUCAAAAAGAUCUUUAUGAUCACAUCAUCAUCCCGGCAGCUUGUGAGGCCAUAUCCGAUCCUUGCCGCCAGGAAAUACCACGAACGUACGACAUAGCGUAUGCGAAGUCUCGUUCGUUCCAAGAAAAACCAGGAAAUAAUCGAUGGAGGCCUGAUGAUGUCAACAGGGCAGUCCAUCUGCAAUAUACGAUCCCAGCGGAAGACCUUCCUCUUUUAUGGACUCUGGUAGUCAGCAAAGCAGACGAAUUCCAGCUCACAACCAAGAGCGGAGAAACUGUGCCAUACUUCAAGGCAACACUCAACGCAUCCUUAGACGAUUUCGAGAGCUCAGUCCUUCAGGCUCUUGAUCCUGCACACCUGGACAUUCACUCCUGUUGGAUCGAUAUUGGAGCCCGCGAUUAUGUUGCGAGUGAUCCACCCCAUAGUACUGCCAGGCGGGGACCUUUCACUGUUCUAUGGAAGAGUCAAUGCCAUUCUUAUCUGCAUGAGCAAAUUUCCAGAAUCGCACCCGAGUCUCGUUCGGAUGCUGUAAAAUUCCAGAAGUUCUUACUGCGUGAUAUCGGGGACUAUCAAGUUAAGGCGAAGCGUACUCGAGCCACCAACCCAGGCCAUCCCCACGAGCGCAGGCCAGGGGUCAUUCGCGCCAAGGCCUAUAGUUGCCAUAAAGAGCUGUUUUCUGUCAUGUUCAGUGAUUAUGAAAUAUUCGGGUCAGGUUUUCUUCCACUCCUCGCUUUGAGUGAGGGUAUGUUGAGCGAUCUUUCCGCGAACAAUCGAGGCCGGCGGCAAGCCUCGAAUACUACGCAAAUUCGUCGCGGUGCUCUUUUAAAAGCCUGGGAGGCUAACAAAUGGCACUUAAGAGCUACUUCGAAUUCGACAGCCCUUGGAAAUUACGGUGUUCGAAAGGAAAUGACUUUUCGACUCGAUGUGAUUCUUAGAAUGUGGCAUCGAGGCUAUUUCGAGCCGAACAGAAGCCCCCAUGUUGGCAAUCGGUCUUUCAAGGUGUUAGAUGCGUCAAGCGAUGGAGAACACGAUCCAUUCUGGGUAGUCUCCACCAGAGACAUGAAUGAUUAUGUGUUCACCCAGGCUGCAAGAUUUAUCCUCCCUCUCGAUCACUUGUUUCAGGAGGCGUCUCUUCGUACUACUAUCUCGCCCCCUGCCUUGAUUCUCGCUUUCUAUACUGCUCAGCUCUUCUGUCGACUUCUCACUUAUGCACUCGCAAGUAAAGAACGUUUCUCAUAUGACAAUUGGAUUUGGCUGCCGCAGUGGACGGUUCAGACUCGUCGAAAACCCAAUAUCCGACUUUUGCUAGAGCGACGGGGCCUUGGACUUGACAUGGCUAUCGAGGACUCUGGAAUGCUGUGGAUUCCUCCCUCGAAGGUUCUCGUCCAGCUUUAUAUCCCUCGAAAUCCUUUCCAGCGCGGCCUCGUAUCUCAAAUAAGUAUCCAGCGUUUUACUGUGUCCAAAGUCGCGAUCAAAGUAUGCCUCCGACAGUUACUUGAGCACGCCCGUUCCGAAUUCGAACAUGGGCGUCGUCACACAGCAGAAGAGUUAGUAGAAAGAGUCCUUCGUCUAGCUACUGAAGAAGUUGCUCGGGCUUACCACCAGCAUAUGCUUUCCAAACUAAAGCUGAAAUGGGAGGACAUGCGUAAAGAAUUCGGGCAACAGGAGUCGGCCCGACAAACAGGCUGUCUCGUUACGGCACAGACAAUAUGGGAGAUUUACGAUGAAGCUUGGACUACUUACGUCCGAACACGCGCCAAUUCUGAAGUAGACGAUAAGCCAGAAGACGUCCCCUUAUGGAUGGGAACGCGGAAGUAUCUACCCCCGGACGACAGCUGGUCGAAUUCUGUGUUCAAUCGUCUUUUCAAACGCCCGAAAACCUCAUUCUGGUACGGCCUCUACUUCCUUGAACUCUAUCACCGAGUCAAGCGAUUAUGGGGCAUGAUUGAGGACCACGCGGGCUUAUUUGAUGAACAGUUCAGCCGCAUCAUUGGCUAUUACAUCAUGGUUACUUUCAAUAGUGAUGCAACCAAAGAUGUUGCUUUUUGGGCUCCUUAUUUCUCGCCGCCUGAAUGCACCGCUCCUAUGUCACGGGCCUUAACCGAUUGUUAUCGACACCAGAACCCCUACACCCCCCGACCGCGAUAUCAAAACCAAUCGACGCCAUGCCACAAUAACCAAUUAUGCCAGGCUAGAUUAAAAGAAAGGAACGGAGUCUGUAAAGAGGUCAUUGACUGCUUGAUGGCUCUUGUUGGACUUAAAUGGAGCCACAAGGAUAAUUGGGUACACGUAGAACCUUGGAGGUUUUAUGAGUCAUCGAUGGGAGACGGACAGCGUGGAGACCCGUUCUGCCUUCCAAUUUCUGCCAUAUCGACUCGAUCGCCGAUCAGCCCUAAUCAACCCACGAUUCUGUUGCCUUCUCGUCAUAAUGUCAUGGCCCUAAUUAACGCCAUUGAAACUGUACCUAGACUUGACCAAACAAUUCUUCAGCAAGCAAUAUGGAUCCGCGAAAUGCUUCGCAACGAUGGCCAGCAAUAUGAUAUCCGCAGUCAUUUCGAAACAAGACAAAGAGAGAUGGAUGACGUGAUCCAGCCUAAUUCCAUACUCCGGCAAUUCUUAGCUCGAACAGAGCCCCCCCAUAGAGAGAUUCAGGUGCCCGAUAACUUUGACCGGAUUUAAAAGCUUAAAAGAACGGCGAGGGGGUUGGUUGUUCGAC